GGAAAGGCGGGCGGCUGCUGGUGGCGGAUAAUGAUGGCGUGGUGCGCGCGGCCGCUGGGCGGCCGGGAGCGCUGAGGGGAAGGAGGCGGCGGGACCCCCGCCCCCAGAUGGCUCUCCGGAUACCGCGAUCCGCGCUGGGGAUAACACCCGAUGUAGCCAUUCACGCGCUUUGAUUUCUUUCUCUCCCCUGCACUCCAUUUCAGUGCAAGCGGGGAAGCUGGCUGAGUGAAAGGCUGCUUUUGGGAUCUUCUGUGGGAUCUGCUCUGCCUGCUGUUGGAGGGUGGAAGCUUUGUGCUAAGGAGCCGUUCUUCCCAUUCUUCUUCAGGAGUCGAGGGAGCUUUCUCUUUGACAAUGAUGAAAACUGAAGGCAAGGGGGAAAGGACUUUAAGAAGUGCAUCACCACACCGAAAUGCCUAUAAAUCUGAUUUCCAUGCUAUCAAAUGCUCUUUUGAUGGUGUAAACAAUCCUGAUAACACUUCCAGUAAAACAGGCUUGCAUCAGAAGCUGAACACCUCUUCCAAUGGAGGGGGAAAUGACCCACACAGUCGAGGCAGAGCUGCCACUUAUGGCAAUAGAGUACACAAGAUCAAAAAUAUGUUUCUGCAAAUGGGAAGCUCUUCUUCCACAGCCUCUGAAAGCAGUCCACCUGCUGAGACCAAAUUAAUCAGCCGGGCCACGGCAGCAGAGUAUGGACCUUCUCCAGGUAGCCCAUCUUUUCUCAUUGUCCAAAAAAAUAAUCUUCUUAAUACAAGCACCAGCCCCUGCAGCAGUCCUGUGGAUUCAUUAUCUGUGCCUUCUGCUGCCGACAGGGUUGUCCGUAGCAGUGAUGAGGCAGACUUGGACAAAGUUGCCCUGGCAGAAAAAUUUUCGGAGACUAGGAAGCUUUUUGAGAGGAAUAUAAAACAGCGGAGCUCAGUGGACAGAUACUCCCCCAGCAAAUGUGAAAGAAGUGAAGAUAAGAGGAGACGUGGUUCAGCUUCUGAUUGCAGCAAUGUGGUGGACAACUUCAGUUUUAAUACAGAAGCGAGUCCUCCAGUCGCACUGGAGAAAGUUGAAAAUCAAGGCAGUGAGGAGUUGAAACAGCAACAUCCCAAUAGUGGUUCUAAAUCCUCCUUCCUGAAUGCAGGGCCCAUUUCUAGGAGGCUGGAAAGCUUUUUGGGUGACAGUGAUACUGAAGAAUCCAAAGAAAUUUCAAAAAAUGAUAGUCCUCCGAAUCAGGACCCUUUGAGAGGCCGGGAGAGUUUGAAUUUGCCUGCUGUUGCUGAAGGAUGUCUGGAGAAGGGUGUGUUCCCCAAAGUGCUUGGGAUUCGCAGAGAUGAGCCGAGUGAGGCUCUUGGAAAAGACAAAAGGGAGCAACUGGUACUUGAGAGAAGCCUGUGGGAUAUGGGCAGUGUGCCCGGUCAGGAGGCUCAGCACAGAUCAGAUAGUGUUUCCUCCUCGGUUUCCCCCACAGAGGGGACUUGCACAGAGCCAGUUGGACAAAAUGAAACCUCAGGGCAUGAAAAUGAAGGUUUGGAGAAAGAUCACGUUGUUCAAGAGGAUCAGAUGCUCAUAUGUCAAGUACAGGAAGGGGAGAGGAGUGACUAUGCCUUGGAAGUGAUAGAAGAGUCUAUGGAUGGCAGCAAGACCAGUUGGGAAGAAGAAAGAAAUGGGUUGUCUGUAAGAGAUGGUCCAGUUACACGCAUUCAGGACGUUCUAGAGCAGGAAGAGGAUACUGAAGAAGAGGAGCAAGUGUUGGAAAAGCAAAGUGAGGACUUCAGUGCUUUUGGAAUAGAGAAUGCAGCUUUUGAUGGUGACAGGGAUACAGAGCCAGAAAACCAAGAGCCUGAAGGCAAAGAAAUUUUGGAGGGAGAGGAUGCGUAUAUGUAUGACAGUGAAUAUGAGGAGUUUCCUGGACUGUCUGAAGAGGAGGAUCCUGAUCCAGACCGAAAAGUCAAGUUCUCAACAGCUCCUAUCAAAGUUUUCAGUACUUACUCAAAUGAAGACUAUGAUAGACGUAAUGAAGAAGUUGACCCUGUGGCAGCCUCAGCUGAGUAUGAACUUGAGAAAAGGGUGGAAAAGAUGGAAGUAUUUCCUGUGGAAAUUGAAAAAGGUGACAGGGGUCUGGGCAUCAGUAUCAUUGGAAUGGGAGUUGGUGCUGAUCAGGGACUGGAAAAACUAGGUAUUUUUGUAAAAACAAUAACAGAUGGUGGAGCUGCUCAGAGGGAUGGACGAAUUCAAGUAAAUGAUCAGAUUGUUGAGGUUGAUGGCAUCAGUCUGGUGGGAGUUACUCAGUUCUUUGCAGCCACUGUAUUAAAGAACACCAAGGGCACAGUGAGGUUUCUGAUUGGGAGAGAGAAGCCAGGGGCUGAGAGUGAAGUAGCCCGUCUCAUUAGUGAGACCUUAGAGCAAGAGAGAUGUCUGUAUGAGCAGCACUACGCUCAUGAUGAUACAGAGCAGGAUGAUGACUAUGAUGAUGAUGAAGAGGAUACAUAUGAGUCACAUUUACAUGGGAAAUCUGUAGAAGUUUUUGAUCUUCCUGAAAACGAAGACAUUGGUUUACUACUGGAUAUGGAUUCAGCAGAGUCUCUUCUUAAAUUUAAAGAGCUGCAAUUAAAACAUGCAGUAACAGUAGCUGAAGUGAGUCAAUUGAAGGAGAAAUUAAAAAUUGUUGAAGCUGAAAAAAAUGAAUGGAAAUUUAAUCGAGCCCAGCUACAGCAAAACUUGGAUGAAAGCAAAGAGAAAAUUAAAAAGCUAGAGACCUACUGGUUAGAGGCACAAAAUUUAUGCAAAACAGUGAAUGAGCAUCUUAAAGAGACUCAAGAACAAUGUGAUGCCCUUGAAAAGAAAUACAGCAAGGCCAAGAAAUUGCUUAAAGAUUACCAACAAAAAGAAAUAGAAUUUAUGAAGAAAGAAGAAGAGCAUUCAAGGCUACUUGAAGAGAGAGACCAGAAAUAUGCAGAACAACUGAAAAUAUAUCAGGAAAAAAUUUCGGAACUUGAAACUAAAUUAAAAGUAUAUGAGAAAAUGCCUUAUGUUUUUGAACAUGGUGGUUUAUUGGAAGAUGGCUGUCAAAGUCCAGGCCAACCUAACGAACAGUCAAAGAUAAAAGAAGAAAAUGAAAAAGAAACCAAAUCAAUAGAAGAAAGAAUAAAUUCUUUAGAUAUGCUCAUUUCUGAUUUUGAUGCUUUUGUUGGGGAUACUCCCAGAUUAGACACCAGUGCCCACAAAGCAAAAGCUCAGCUUGCUUUGAAAGUGAAACGCCAGCCACCUUCUCGAUCAAAGCUGAAAGAAUCUCUUGGGGCUGGACAACAGACUGCAAAUCUACAGGAUGAGGAUUCAGAAGAUACUGUUCUCAACAGAGAACUUUCCACUAUGUACCUAACCAAGACCUUAGAAACAAGUGAAAAAUUACCUCUCCCACGCCUGGAUGACUCAGAUCGAAAGAGUGAAAAGCUGGAAAAAAGAGAAAGCACAGAAAGUCCUCUAGAGUCAAGUCCUUCUGCUUCCACACACUCUUCUCCAGUACACAAACCAAGCAACGAAAAUAGCACCACCACUCCUCGUUCACCUCCUCCUGAAGAGAUGACUCCAAGUUCUCCUCAAGGGUAUCUCAAGAAUGUUAAACAAAGAGAGGCAAAAGGGAAAGGGAAAGAGGCCAAGGCAGAAGAAAAGAAAAAUGAAGACAGGACAGUAGAAACAAAUGAAGGAACAUCAUCAGGGAAGUCCAAAAGGAGAUUUCCAGAUUUUGGGGGAUUACGGAAAUCUGGGGGCAAGGGUAAGAAGCAAGAAAAAGAAAAUCUAAGAGGUUCUCUGGAUAGCAGAGGUUCCCGAGAACUCUUGGAUGACUCUGGCAACAAUCUAUCUGCAUCAGAUUCAGAUUCCCCUGCUCCUACUUGCAUGCCUUUCUCUUGGUUUGGAGACAGCCACAAAGAGCCUCCAGUUUCUAGUAGCAGCCUGCACGUUACCCAGAGCGGGCAGGAUGGUUGUGAGCACGGUCAAGAGAAGAACAGAACCAAGAGUAGAAUUGUCAUAGAUGAUACAUACCAUAGCAAGCCAAGUUGUGAACUUUCAGGGUUAGUGACAGAACCAAAUCUGUCAGGUCGUUCACACACUUUAACCUUCUCUUCAAAUGAGGUGAGUUUCAAAGUGUGUAUAUGUGUCUUGUUGAUGUUGUUGUUCACACUACAGCAUGUUUAACAGAAACAGAUAUGUGUAAUGUGAAACUAGAUGGCUAUUCCAUAUUUGAAUGUUGAAGAGCACUAUAGAGAAUCAUAAGCUGUUAAUGAACUAAAGGACACGGACUAGUGGGUGUCAUCAGCCUGUGUGUUCUGAUUCUAGUUAUAUCAUAAAAAUUGGAGUAAACUCUCUGAUCAAAUUGCAGUUUUUAAUUUUAAAUAUAACGUUG
Lepidothrix coronata (blue-crowned manakin) is the source of this 4387-nucleotide messenger RNA. RefSeq names its product neurabin-2-like. The transcript has 17 exons. Gene Ontology annotation, biological process: actin filament organization; calcium-mediated signaling; neuron projection development. Gene Ontology annotation, cellular component: actin cytoskeleton; cytoplasm; dendrite. Bases 352 to 4179 code for a protein of 1275 amino acids. Lineage: Eukaryota; Metazoa; Chordata; Aves; Passeriformes; Pipridae. The record is from RefSeq and is a predicted model, not a curated record. Gene Ontology annotation, molecular function: actin filament binding.